AUUUCUCCUCUCUAUAAAUCUCCACCAUAAUUCAUACACUCUUCCACGUUCCCUUUCUCUCUCUCAAAACAUUCAAAUCAUCCACCCAAGAGAAAGAAAAAACCAAUACAAAAAAUGGAAUACCCCCAUGGCCACCACAACCAUCACAACAACCACCACAAUCACCGCCGCGACGAUGAAAAUCCCAACGAAUACCCUCCUCCUCCACCACCCGCCUACGGAGGAGGUUACCCCAACUCUCCCCCUCGAAACUACCCUCCUCCACCUCCCUCCUACGGCGGGGGCUCCUACGGCGGAGGCUCCUACUCACCAGCCUCAUACGGAGGCGCGUUCUCCCACGCGCCACCACAAAAUGACUACGCGCCACCCUCCUACGGCGGUUCAUUCUCCCACGCGCCGCCGCAAAACGACUACGCGCCGCCCUCUUACGGCGGCUCAUUUUCUCACCGCCCUCAAGAAAAUUACCCACCACCGGCGCAGGUGACCGGAGCUUACCACAUCUCCCACAACACCCACAUGGAAUCCCCAAAUUACCCUUCACAACAACAUUCUUCAUCAUUUGGGGAUAAUCAUGAAUUUGAGAAGAAAAAUGAAGAAAGUGAUGGUGGGUCCCACCAUUUUAGGCCUCAUAUACCUGGGUUUAUUCAACAGCAUUUUCAUCAUUCAUCAAGUAAUGUUAGUGAUGAAUAUAAUAGUAGUGAAGGUGGUGGAUCUAAUUUAGGGAGUUAUUUUGCAAAUAAAUCAACUUAUAAGAUUUAUUGUAAAGCUGGUGGAACAACUUAUUCAGUUGCAAUUCGUGAUGGCAAGGUUGUUCUUACUCUUGCUGAUCAUAAUGAUCCUACCCAGCACUGGUACAAGGAUGAGAAGUUUAGCACAAAGGUGAAAGAUGAAGACGGAUAUCCAAGUUUUGCAUUGGUGAACAAAUCUACUGGGCAGGCUGUUAAACAUUCAGUUUCUGGUCAUCCGGUGCAAUUGAUCCCUUACAAGCCUGAUGAUUUAGAUUCAGCAAUCCUCUGGACGGAGAGCAAGGACUUAGGUUCCGGUUUUAGAACUAUCAGGAACGUGAAUAACGUUAAAUUGGUUAUGGACGCUUUUAAUGGCGACAAAGAUCAUGGUGGAGUCCAUGACGGCACAGUUGUUGCUGUUUACAAGUGCUGGAAGGGAGACAACCAAAAUCAGCAAUGGAAGAUUUACCCUUACUGAAAACUCGUAUAAACAACGGGAUUGGUGGUUGUGAAGAAGCGCGUUACUGCGUUAGCAAAGCCUUGCAGCUUGCUUGUUUAUUCUUCGUGUGUAAUCUUUGUUAAAAUAAUUUAUGCAUAGAUACAAAGUGAUGCUGGUGCUGCUGAUAGCUUGUGUUUUUCUUGUGGAUUGAAGCUUCCUCAUGUAAUGUACCAUGGAUAUGCAUUUGAUUGUUAAAUGAAAAAAAAAACAGACAGAUACUUUUUGUGUGAA
Beta vulgaris subsp. vulgaris (sugar beet) is the source of this 1455-nucleotide messenger RNA. RefSeq names its product ricin B-like lectin EULS3. The record is from RefSeq and is a predicted model, not a curated record. NCBI's taxonomy places the organism in Eukaryota, Viridiplantae, Streptophyta, Magnoliopsida, Caryophyllales, Amaranthaceae. Bases 115 to 1203 code for a protein of 362 amino acids. The transcript has 4 exons.